Messenger RNA from Peronospora matthiolae, 570 nucleotides. The record is from the annotation of a GenBank genome assembly. NCBI's taxonomy places the organism in Eukaryota, Oomycota, Peronosporomycetes, Peronosporales, Peronosporaceae.
AUGCGAUGCGCGAGCAAGGCCGCCGAGAGCGCGCCCGCACGUCUUUGUGCGGACGCCGAAGCAGAAACCACAGCAACUGAUGUCUCAUCGGUUGCUGAAGCGACUCAGCCUGUUUCACCUGGUAAUGCGGGCGCUGGUCAUGAAGACACUCAUGUCUUCACAGAGUAUGAGCUCAGUGUCUCAUUUUCUCCUAAUACGGAAGACGGAUCCGUAUCGACGACGGUUGAAACCAAGCCUCCUGCCAAGCGUGGCAUGGACGAUGCUAUGCGUCGUAGCAUCUUUGGUUCAACCGAUGAAUCAAAUGAAAUAUCGCCGAAGCGAAGGCGCUCGAGGUCGCAAGACUCGGGCGCUAACAGUGGUGUCGGUUCUCCUAUUGACACCACUUCGCAACGAGGUGCCAGUACUUCUGUCGGCACAUCGCAGGAAGAGCGGGACCGCACCGUGUUGCGUCUCGCUUCCAAAAAGAAGGCAUGGAUGCCUCCCAAAUCUGUCAUGGAUCACUUGUCGGCGACGACGAGUGAUCGCUAUCGAACACGAUUGUUCGAUUCGUCAAGGGAUCCAUCACCUUGA